This is a messenger RNA of Wasmannia auropunctata (little fire ant), 1831 nucleotides long. RefSeq lists its product as uncharacterized. Lineage: Eukaryota; Metazoa; Arthropoda; Insecta; Hymenoptera; Formicidae. The record is from RefSeq and is a predicted model, not a curated record. The transcript is spliced from 8 exons. Bases 306 to 1760 code for a protein of 484 amino acids.
GUAAUGAGGCUGAUGCGAGUGAUGUUGCAGAAUAUGCCGAGGGAUCGGAUAGUGCACCUUCAGAAUAUAGCCACUCUCGCGAGAUAUUAGACAGGUGAGCGCGUUCCCAGGGGAACAAAGGCCCCAUUACCCUGUCUUACCACCUCGACCCGGGCGGACGUCCCGACAGACCCUCCGCUGUUGAAACAUUCAUAAGAGCGUUGUAAGUGGUUUUUAAUAAACGUAUUUAAUCAUGAGUGUCGGAUUACGAAUUAAAUCGGUGGGUCCUGUCACCAAUCGGAGGGAUUAGUCAUGAAUCUAAACAGAUGUACAACCCGCUUUUUUGCAGCAGACAAGCGGAUUAUUACAAUAGCGUGUCGCCUUCUCUUCAGUCACAGUCAUCUCCGCGUUUCAGCGACAACUCCCGUGGCACGACUAGAAUGGCGCUAGAAAAUUUAUCGGGACGCGGUGAAAAAUCCACAUUACGAAUUUACGAAAUAAUACAUCUCUUCGAAAUCUUUUUCGUUAUUUGCACAGUAUCGGCGCAGGAAUGCUUCGACGACGGCAACGAGUUUUGUAUCAAUCAAAACGACAUACUUUCCGCGGAUCUUUUACCUGGAUCGUUUUUGUUUAGCGAUCAAUAUAAAAACCCCAAUGUCCCUAAGCUAGUGAUAAACGAAACUGUGGAUGGGUCUUUUGAUACAGCGUUAAACGAGAUGGAGUUUCAUAGGAAAAGAAUGAAUGAAUAUCUUUGUCACGGCUACAUGGCGGAAGAAAUUUUUAAGGAAGUGACCACGCCUAGAGUGAAGCGACAUCCCGAAACUUCGCCAACCAACGAUUUGCAUCACAACUUCUUAAGCGACGACAACGUUACGAUACACGAUAAACUUUUGGCGGAUGAGGGAAGCUCGAAAUAUAAAAACUGGCUGCAACGAACGACGACAUUGAACGACGUGUAUAGACACUACGCACCCCACAAAAAAAUAAGAAAGAAACAAGACGUUGUCCAGCACGACGAUAUUGAGGAGUUCGAUGGCGAGGUGACGGGAUACGCGAUGCAAGCUCCUCUGCCAUCGAAUGGAAAAGUGGGCGUUUAUGAACCAUCUCACGAAGAUGACAUGCUGUCAUCAUCGACGGGACAUCAUUUCCAUUACACACCUUCGUUUGCUAAUCACCACGCUGAUUUCUUUCCAUCUAUCCACGAAGAAUACUAUUAUCCGCCGCAUCAUCAAGAUCAUCAUGAAGAGGAGCAUAAACCCUCUUAUUCCAAAGGAAAGGGCCAUGAUCUCUCAAUCAAGGACUUCUUCGAAAUCGCGCUCACCGCGCUUGCAUUCUUGGCAUUCGGACUAUUCAUCAUUCAGCUUCUGCUGAAUUGCACGGACAAUAGUGGCAGCAGGCGAAUCAGGAGACACGCGAUUUCUCUUUCCUCGUCUAUCAUUAGCAAGGAGGACUUGAACGAGCUAUCUUAUCGCGUUUUGAGAUCUAUCGAAGCGGCCAUGGUCGCCGAAGCAGACUCUGGUAAUUGUCUACGUAGGACAUUGUGUGAAGAUAAUCAAUACUCCAAGGAAACUAAAGAUGAUCGCAGAAUUUGGAUUCCCGUUUGGAGCUUGGGCAUGAGUUGGCUGUCGGGCAGGAUGCUGCACAAGACUCCAUGGUCGGCAAUGUUGGAUUCUGUGAAAGCGUCAGUUCUGGGCUUGGGUGGGAUCGACUGCGCGUCUCUCUACCCGGAGUGCGAUCUCGAGGGCGAGAGGAUUAAGAGGCGUCGCAGAAAAAGGAGAUAAACAAUGUUUUUUUUUUUUAAAAGAUUCAAAGUAAAAUGAAUUAAACACAAAGAUGAUUAAUAAAGAAAUCU